UUACAUUCUGGAUAAAAAAAGAUUAGGGCUUCUUACCUGAAAGACAUUCAAGCCACCACCGAAACCAUUUCAACGAUCUCCAUCGAAACCCUUUCUCUUAUAUAUAUAUAUAUAUAUCGAUUCCUGUCUCCAGCCGCCAGAAACCACACCGAACGACGGCCUUGAAGCUGAUUCCCGCCGAGGAGACGUGGAAUAGCCGAGUGCCGUUAAGUUAGACGAGCUAGCUGAUCUUGCAGCCCUCCCGAACUCCAUCGUCACAUCCCGAACUCUCUUGCCGCCGUCCUUCUCUGGCUGAGAAUUUUAACAACGUUGAGGACGAGGAAGAGGAGACCUUUGAUAAGUCCAAGUCUGUGAUCAAAUAACUGUGCCGUCAUUUCUCCUUAUAGAUUUAAUUAUUGGGAGUGGUGUUGAUGGGACAACACCUGGCCAAUAGCACAAUGUUAUUGUAUCAAGAAGAUUAUUUGGGUUAGAGGAGGCCACGAGGUUAAGAAGCCUGCAACCUCAUCAAGCCUCAAUCUCUCCGAGAUCGAGCUAAGCUGUAAGAAAAAGAAGGGAAAAUCUGGCAGUUUUCAUGCUUGAAAUGCUUCUAAGAAGAUCUAGAUUUGCUUAUUUUGUUGGAAAACGAUUUUUCAGUAACGAUGUCAUUGAUCAUGCUGUUGUUGAGCUAAAUAAGGAAAUGGAAUUAAUCUUCGGUGAAACUCCUCCGUCUAGUGUCAUGGACUCAACAUCACAAACCCAAGAAUCUCAAGUUACUACUUCUAGAUUAGAUGAAAGCCAGCAAAGCCUAUCCCAUGUUGAUGUCUGUGGGCAAGUUAGUAUGGUCGACAUAUCUUCCAAAGCUGACAGCAAAAGAGUAGCUGUGGCUGGUUGCAGAGUUCUCUUGGGAAAAAAAGCAUUUGAUCUGGUUGCAGCCAAUCAGAUUGCCAAAGGAGAUGUUCUCGCAGUUGCAAAGAUAGCUGGAAUUAGUGGAGCAAAGCAGACUAGCAACCUCAUCCCACUAUGUCAUAACAUCGGCCUCACUUAUGUUCAGCUUGAUCUAACUCUGAAUGGGAAAGACUGCAGUGUGGAUAUAGAAGGGGAAGUUGCAAUAACAGGAAAAACCGGUGUGGAGAUGGAAGCAAUGACUGCAGUCACGGUAGCUGGUCUUACAAUUUAUGAUAUGUGUAAAGCUGUUUCAAAGGAUAUCAGUAUUACAAAUAUCCAUCUUAAGCACAAAAGUGGAGGAAAAAGCGGUCACUGGUCCAAAAAUUCAUGAGAUCUGUAUCUGGGAUAGUUGAAGUUCCUCUUUGAAUUGUUAGGCAUUUGUCUUUCCACCAUUGUAGAUUUUUGUUUCUUCAUGCAUGAAGCUUUUGGUCUCUUUGAUAAUGACUUAUAUAGCCUUUGUUUCUUCA
Dioscorea cayenensis subsp. rotundata (Guinea yam) is the source of this 1391-nucleotide messenger RNA. RefSeq names its product cyclic pyranopterin monophosphate synthase, mitochondrial-like. Gene Ontology annotation, biological process: Mo-molybdopterin cofactor biosynthetic process. The record is from RefSeq and is a predicted model, not a curated record. The transcript is spliced from 5 exons. NCBI's taxonomy places the organism in Eukaryota, Viridiplantae, Streptophyta, Magnoliopsida, Dioscoreales, Dioscoreaceae. The coding region runs from base 572 to 1255 and encodes 227 amino acids.